CAACAACUUCAACCCCAAAUGCCCCAACUUAGAUUCAGCGUUGUCCCACAGGGAAAAGGAUUCAGCGCCUUGUCCUUGCACUUGGAUAGGACGGAGGAGCUUGACGAGGCGGUGAGUGGGAAGGGCCAGGGCUACGUGCUGAACCACAAAGAGGCCACAUGCUGCGAGGGCAAAGCCCGGUCCUAUGAAAUUGGCGUCAGUGCUGCUGCUGGCAUCGCCAUCGGCACAUCGGCCGUUGGAUUUGAAGGUUACAAUAAAUGGUCUGGAGAUGGAAAACAUUGUGAGUUCAAGUAUGGGCAACUUCAAGAAGUGUGCGGUGGCCUUGCACUUGGACUUGGUAUCGACAUGACCGUCGCCAACGGCUGGUGGAAGGACGCGGACAGUACCAAAGGUCAGAGUUCCUUUGCUGGUGCGACGCUCUGUUUCGGCAUUUGCUUUGGUGGCGAGUAUGUCGUGGAUACAUCUUUCAGCCAGAUUGGGUGGGUGAUUUCGUCAGGCCUGGGUUUUGGCGGUGACAUCAGCGCUGGCCACUGCAACGCUUGGACACUUUGGGAACAAAAAGCCUGGCAGUGGAAUUUGCAGGGCAAAUGCCCUGCAGGUGGAUGCUUUCCCUCUGAUGCACAGGUGACGACUCCCAGCGGGGUCAAGACCAUGCGAGAGCUCAAGGCAGGGGACCGUGUGCUUACAGCGGAUUCCAAGGGCAAGCUGAUCUUCGAUGAGGUGUACUUCUUCGGUCACGCAGAGGAGAAAUUGGCUCCCUAUGUGAAACUGCAGCUCCAAAGGCUCCAAAGCUCCAGCGCAGCGCCUGAGUCUCUUGAGCUCUCCCCAGAUCAUUACGUCCACGUUUGUCUGGAGUCUGGCACCUGUGAGCUGACCAAGGCCAAGACAAUGUAUGCUUCGGACGUGACAGUGGGCAACCAUGUUUGGCUAUGCACACUUGAUGUCGGAUCAUGUGAAUUGGGUGAGGUCAUUUCCACAAGUAUGGUGCCACGCAUGGGUCUCUACAACCCUUUCACUCUUUCCGGCAACAUUGUGGUGAAUGGUGUUCUGGCCAGUGCGCACAGUAGCUGGUUCCUGGAUGGACUUUUCAGUGCGAAACUCCGCGGUUUCUUGCCCAGCAUCUACCAAACAAUCCUUCUCCCUGGCCGCUGUUUGUAUGGCAUUUUCGGAUCCCGUGCCGCAGAUUGGCUGGGUGUGAACAACCCACAGUGGGCACAAGGUGCCUCACAAUGGCCUGCAGUUCUUGCUGUUUUUGGGCCUAUUCCGAUCCUGCUUUGCGCCGGCUUGUUGGCCCUUCGGCGAUCUCAUUCAAAGUUGGGCUAGCGAUCUCCUGUCCAUAUUUUUUCCACACCCAGUAUAUACGCGAGAAAAA
Messenger RNA from Durusdinium trenchii, 1372 nucleotides. Lineage: Eukaryota; Dinophyceae; Suessiales; Symbiodiniaceae. The record is from the annotation of a GenBank genome assembly.